Messenger RNA from Porites lobata, 6852 nucleotides. The record is from the annotation of a GenBank genome assembly. Lineage: Eukaryota; Metazoa; Cnidaria; Anthozoa; Scleractinia; Poritidae.
AUGGAUCCUCUAGGAGUGACAGCACCAAUUGUGGAUGCUCUUUCUCUUCCAAGGUGGAGUACAACUCCAGUUCCGUCUUACGAAAUCAUGUCACAGCCGUCAAAUAGCAGGAGGACCGAAAAUUCAUUCCCUGUUCGACAAGACCUAAACAGUAAAGUAGCGCUUUGGUGAGUGCUUUUGUUCGUUGUCUUAGAUAAAUAUGGGUAGCUUUGUAUGGUACGCUGUGUUGUUAUGCUAAUUUUGCACACAGGUAAACUUGCCACAGCGUGAUCUAAUAACUUUAUAGCUCACUUUGUUUCUUAGUGAACCAUUAGUUUUCUUUAGUUUAGUAUUGGUUUUAUAAAUUUACCGGGUAAUCAGAGUAAUUCAAUAGAUAAAGUUAUUUCUAUCAUUUUGACAGCUAUUGUACAUGUACAUUAUAAUGGUAUAAGCCCUUGAUUUUAUAAUUAUUCGAGGUUGCGUAGCACGGAGAGUCGUAAUCUGCAAGCCGUUUUCUUUUCUUCUUAUUUAGUACACGAGGGGAGUCAUGGUCCCAGGUGUUCUUAGCUGAGACCGUGGAAACUGGGGAUAAGAAUCGUGACGACUUUCAUUUUAUGCAAAUGAAACUCAUGAUGAGCAUCUGGUUUAUUUUCAGGGAUGAUUGAAGUGACCUGCCUAGAUGACCACGUUUUGGCGUUUUGGCAAUGAUAAAAUUGUCCCCAAAUCAAGGCCCUUGAUUUUCGUGUAUUCGUAUGCACGUAUUAGAAAGUAAAUACUAUAAAGAAGACUCUACCGAAAUCCUGUUUCGUGGCGUAUUAAGGCGUUACCUUUCUCAGAAUAUUGAUGCAAUCACUGGAACUCUGUGGCUGAAUAGAUUCAAUAUUGCAGAUUCAACUGGCACACACUGCUGAAGCCAACAAUUUCUCAUCUCAUUCCUCAUUUCUCAUAACACUAAUUUCUCAUCUAUCACACAGAUACACACAUAAACCCUUGCUGUUGUUGUAAGUGCAACACUUGUCACAUUCCACGUAUAAAGUGUAGUGUAUACGAUGCUAAUGCAAGCGCGUAGAAGCGAGAGAAUGAAUGUGAUGUAAUACACACGGGAAUUACGUAAUUUGCAUGUACUAUUGAUAGCGUGUGUUGUAAUUUAUUCGAGUGGGUUAGCGUUCUGAGUUCGGAGUGUAACGGUCGUGAAUAAAGUGUGUUUUAACCUAACCGUGGUACUACAUUGGCGACGAGGAUACUUCGAGGAUAUUUCGAGGAUAUUUCAAGGGGAUUUCGAGGGUUUCAAGAGUUUCGUUGAAAAUUUCGCUGUGGAUUUCGUCGAGGAUUUCAUCAAGGAUUUAUUUCAGCGAUGCCGGGAGGCAGUGGAUCGGGCGAAACUAACGCGACAAGCGGUACUACGAGCGGUGCUGUUGGCGGUUCUGGGAUGACUUCUGUUACUUUAGAUGUCAGUGGAUUGGAACCAUUUAAUCCAAAAGGAGAGGCGCACAAUUUAAGUCAGCGAUGGAAGAAGUGGAAGCGAGCGUUCAGUUUGUAUGUGACCGGGAAAGGUGUAUCGAACAACGCUCAAAAACGUGCUUUGCUGUUGCAUGUCGCUGGUAUGGAUGUGCAAGAAAUUUAUUUCACACUAGCUGGUGAGGGUGGAGAUGCAAGUUUUGAAGCAACGUUAAAGGUGUUGGACGACCAUUUCGUGCCAAAGGCGAACAUUCCCUUUGAGAGACAUUUGUUUCGACAAAUUUCGCAAGGGGUCGGAGAGACAGUUGAUCAGUUCGUUUGUAGAUUGCGUCAGCGAGCAGCGACUUGUGAUUUUGGCGCCGGCGAGGAUGACUACAUUCGCGAUCAGCUCAUAGACAAGUGUUAUUCGAGCCAUUUACGCCGGAAAUUUCUGGAAAAGGAAGGAACUGUUACAUUAGAUGAAUUGUUGCGUGUUGCAAGAUCCCAAGAAGCGGUUGAUCGACAACUGAAGCAAUACAGUACCGACCAAGCAGAUAACCAGGUCAAUGCAGUGGGUGGCAAGCUGUAUGGAAACAGAAAUUCCAGGAAAGCAAAGACAUGCUUUAGCUGCGGACAAGAAGGACACUUCAGUCAAGACAAAAAGUGCCCGGCGCGUGGUCAAACUUGCAGGAAGUGCGGCGAAACAGGCCAUUUCAAAGUUAAAUGCCCUCGACUCCAUCAGCUAAGCAGGACCCAUUCGGGAUCUAGAGGACCUGAGAGUAGCAGAGGCGGACGCGGCAGAGGAGGCAGGAGUGCUGGUGGACUGGGUCGAGGUGGACGCUGACACGGAGGGCGAGAGACGAACCUCGUGACUGGAAGACCUAGCCCUGGAGAGGAAGACAAAGGAGAUUUCGCUACACCAGGUCGUUCGCAAAGACCCGAUUAUGCCUUUUCAGUGGAACAGGUGAAUGAUCGCAAGGAACAAAGGAGCGCUUUGGUAACGCUGGUCAUUGGUGGUGUAGACGUACCCGAUGUUCUCAUUGAUUCGGGAGAUUCAUGUAAUGUUAUGGGCCAGCAGACCUGGGAGUUGUUAAAGCAAAAGGGGAUUAACUGUGAAUCUCGCAAAUCUGCAAAGGAACUUUUUGCUUAUGGUGGUACAGAACCUUUACCGACCCUAGGAACGUUCACGGCAGAUGUCACGCUGGCUGGGUUUGAAAACGGAAGUAAUGCUGAUUUUGUGGUGGUUGAAGGCGAUGGUCGCACGCUGUUGGGCCGAGAGACUGCCGAGGCGCUAAACCUGUUGCGUAUUGGUCCUUUUCAGACAAACAGUGUUGACGGUGGGCGAUCGGACGGGGAUGUCAGAGAGAAAUACAAGCACUUGUUUAGUGGUGUUGGUCUUUUGAAGGGCUACGAGCUUAAGCUACACAUUGAUGAGUCGGUGAAGCCUGUAGCGCAGCAUGUACGUAGGAUACCGUUCGGGUUACGCGAGAAGGUGGAUGCAAAGCUGGAUGAACUUUUGGAGCUUGACAUUAUAGAGGAAGUGCCGGAGGGGCCGUCAGGAUGGAUUUCGCCGUUGGUGGUGGUUCCCAAAAGCGAUGGCGACGUAAGAGUCUGUGUUGAUAUGCGUCGUGCAAAUGAAGCAAUGGUCCGAGAGCGUCACCCAAUUCCAACCGUUGAGGAGCUGUUACACGACUUGAAUGGCAGUACGGUGUUCAGCAAGAUAGAUCUCAAGUGGGGUUUUCACCAGAUUUUACUCAGUGAGGAAAGUCGCCACAUCACUACCUUUGUCACGCACCGAGGGCUUUAUCGUUACAAGCGGUUGAUGUUUGGCGUAACGUCGGCGCCGGAGAAAUAUCAGCAGAUCAUUAGAGAUGUGUUAAGGGGUUGUGCUGGGGUUGCGAACAUUGCGGACGAUCUCAUUGUUCAUGGGUGUGACGUGGAGGAACAUGACAAGCGUCUUUUUGUGGUGUUAGAUAGGCUGAGUGAAGUGAGGUUGACGGUGAACGGAGACAAGUGCGAGUUUAGAUUGUCAAGGCUUACGUUCUUUGGUCACGAGCUGACUAGUGACGGCAUAAACCCAUCCGAAGAGAAGAUUGCUGCUAUAAGAGAUGCUAGAUCUCCCAAGGACGCAAGUGAAGUGCGAUCGUUUAUGGGUCUUGUCCAAUAUUCCGCUAAGUUCAUGCCUGACGUGGCGUCCGUGGCCAAGCCUAUUCAAGAGUUAACCAGGAAGGGCAUCAUGUUUCACUGGGGUAAAGAGCAGCAAACAGCCUUUGAGGAACUGAAGCGUCUAAUCACCCAGGCAGAGACACUGGCUUGUUUUAAGGUUGGCUGCAGAACGCGAAUCAUUGCCGAUGCGUCUCCAGUUGGAUUAGGAGCGGUUCUCACCCAGCAGCAGGGGGGAAUGUGGAGAGUUGUCUCCUACGCGUCGAGGAGCCUAACUGACGUGGAACGACGCUACAGCCAAACAGAGAAAGAGGCACUUUCCUUGGUUUGGGCGUGUGAACGGUUCAACAUGUACGUUUCCGGACAGAGCUUCGAGUUGGAAACAGAUCACAAGCCUUUAGAGCGUGUCUACUCGCGCACUUCAAAGCCUUGCGCCCGAAUAGAGAGAUGGGUCUUAAGACUACAAGGGUACGAUUUUAAAGUGGUGUACCGCCCAGGGAAGACAAAUAUAGCCGACGCGUUGUCCCGUUUGAACUCCUUGGAUCAAGUGGACCAUGGAGAAGACUACGACUUUGUCAGAGCCAUUGCUAUAAGCUGUAUACCCGUUGCUCUAUCACCUACAGAAAUUGAAGAAGCUUCCUAUUUUGACGAAGAAUUGACGAUAGUAAAGAGUUGCGUGAGGUCAGGGGACUGGGACCGGUGUACACUUCCCUCGUAUGCACAAGUCAAGGACGAAUUAUGUGUCUAUGGUGAGCUAUUGCUUCGCAGCACAAGGAUUGUGGUUGCCAAGCUCCUGCGCAACAGGGUGGUGCGGCUGGCACACGAAGGGCACCAGGGUAUAGUGAAGACGAAGUAUCGGCUCCGUAGUAAAGUUUGGUGGCCGGGAAUGGACAAGGAAGUUGAGAAAUUUUGUAAAGUUUGUCAUGGCUGCCAGGUCACUUCUGGAUUUAACCCUCCUGAGCCGAUGUCCCGCGUUCUUCCUCCAAGUGCUCCUUGGCAGGAUUGUGGAGCAGACCUGCUGGGACCCCUACCCACAGGAGAGAGUAUUUUGGUGGUGGUCGAUUACUACAGUCGUUUCUUAGAAGUUGCUAUUCUGAAGUCUACAACAAGUGCCAAGGUCAUCGAAGCACUUGCACCCAUGUUUGCCAGAUUCGGUUUUCCGUCCUCUUUAAGGACAGAUAAUGGGCCCCAGUUCGUAUCCGAAGAAUUUGAAGCAUAUUUACGCACAAAUGGUAUUGAGCACAGGAAAACGAUGCCGUUGUGGCCUCAAGCUAAUGGAGAGGUGGAACGCCAAAAUCGCUCGUUACUUAAAUGUCUACAGAUUGCACAUUUAGAAGGAAAGAACUGGAGAACUGAAUUGCUUGUAUGGUUGAUGGCGUACAGAUCCACUCCGCAAACGACGAUGGGGACUACCCCCUGUUACAUGAUGUUUGGCCACGAGGUUAGGUCCAAAUUGCCAGAGUUAAGGAGAGAGACGGUCGGGGUGCCAGGCGAAGAAGUGCGAGAGCAGGAUUGGUCAAGUAAAUUAAAGGGCAAAGCUUAUGCAGAUCUCAAGAGAGGUGCCACGCCCAAGAGCAUACGUGUUGGUGACACGGUACUUUUGAAAGCCGAAAAAACGAACAAGCUGUCUACCAACUUCAACCCUGCUCCUUUUAAGGUGGUUCAGAGGACAGGAACAGAGGUAACGCUUAGGAACGAAGCUGGUGUGCAACUGAAAAGGAACACUGCGUUCGUAAAGAAGUACAACGAGCACAAUGGUGUAUCCAAUGGCAACGAAGACCAAGUUCUACAGUACAGACAGAUGAGCCAGGGCCAAGCAGAGUUCCGGAGACGACAGAGGUAUCAGGGCCAAGCGGAAUUCCAGGGACUACAGGAGUAUCUGAAAAUUCCCAAGUACAAGCUGGGCAUUCUACCGAAAAGGAAGAUAACGCAGCGGAAAGGCCUGUGCGGAGGUCGACCCGAACUAUGAGACAGCCUGCGCGCUAUAAAGACUUUGUCCUGGAUGUUUAGGACUUCUUCUUUUUUUUCCUGUUUUGUCUAGUUUAAUUCAAAGACUUUGUUUUGCUGAACAUUUAGGGUUUUUGCAGCCUUUAAAAACUGCCUUCCUUCUAAAUUUGAUCAAAGAAGGGAAUGUAGUGUAUACGAUGCUAAUGCAAGCGCGUAGAAGCGAGAGAAUGAAUGUGAUGUAAUACACACGGGAAUUACGUAAUUUGCAUGUACUAUAGAUAGCGUGUGUUGUAAUUUAUUUGAGUGGGUUAGAGUUCUGAGUUCGGAGUGUAACGGUCGUGAAUAAAGUGUGUUUUAACCUAACCGCGGUACUACAUAAAGUGCAUCUGUACAGGUGCUCAGCUUUGAGAUACAGUGAAACCUGUAUUAAGCAGACAGACUUAGGGAAUGCUGUAGUCUCUGCUUAAUACAGGGUGUCCGUCUAAUACAGGUUUCAAUACAUGUAGAUAACAUCAUAUGAGGUGUCAAAUGCCAUUCAAAUGAACAGUGGAAAUGUUUGGAAUACUCCCAGAGACUAUGACGAUAUACAUUUGCAUUAAUUUCUUUAUCAAAGUGGACAAAUAAUUUAUUGAUCGUAGUACCAUAAACAUAGAUUGUUAUGUAACUCAAAUUUGAAGAAAUCAGAUGAGUGAAACAAGCUCUAUACAAACAAAACGAAAUACAAAACAAUACUGUACUGUGAAACUAAGCAAAUAAGUUUGUCAAAACACGUUUUUUAAUGUAAAAAUCGAAAAUUUGUGGGUGGCAAUUCGUGGCAAUCUUUUGCAUUUCUGGUGUCUGGCAUGUUGGGUGGUGGAAUUUAAUUGAAAGUGUCCGUUUAAUACAGGUUGGCAACAAUAGAAAUGACCAUUUCAGGUACAUGUACUUUUUAGGUGUCCACGUCCGCUUAAUAGAGAUGUCCGCUUAAUAAAGGUUUCAUUUAAAGUAAACAAGGGAAAUAAAUUUGGGGACUUCGGCUACUGUCCACAUAAUAGAGGGUGUCCGCUUAAUACAGGUUUCACAGUAUUACCUUGUUUGGAGCAUAAUUUAAUAGUAAGUUAGAAGAUUUUAUGCACAACAACCCUUGAGCUACAGUAUCAAGAUUCUAACACUAUUAAGUGCUCUGCAUGUUUUUAAUAAUGCAUGUUUGGUUCUUCCAGGUCAGGGGAUAUUACUAAACUAAACACCAUAGCGAUAGUACAUACAACAAAUGAAUCCCUCAGUAGCAAAGGAGUAUUGAGUGAAAGGAUCCACAGAGCUGCUGGUCCAGAGCUGUUACAUGAGUGU